AACUCAGCAGUGCCGGUCUGCCUGCCAAGCUGGACAGUGUGACAGAGGAGGAGAAGGAUUAGGCUCUGCUGCAAACAGGGGAUGCAGAGACGAGGUUGAUACUGCAGCAUAGGACAAAGAAAGGGGGGGUAAGUGAGGAAACCUAGGGAUUAUUCGUUGCAGGUGGCAGAAAAGAAAUCAGACUUCAGCGCUAGGCUGAGAUCGGGCUCCUACGUUUGGCCCGGGAUCUUCACCUUCACUUUCACCAUCACUUUGGUCCCAUGCUCAAGAUGGAAAUCAAGAGCCAGGAUGGAGAGCACCAGGGGCAGAGACCAGACUAGCUACUGCUCUGCAGACGUAUGACUACACCAGCAUCAACUGCUGGCUGAGCACCUUCUAUCACAAUCUCAGCUGGGGGGGCUUCAUGCCCUGGGACAGUCCUGGGUGAUAGAGGGAGGUGGUGGUGGAGGAGGAGGAGCAGGCAGCGGGGAGGCUGGCUCAGAGAAGUGGAGGAGGGUGGUGGGGGUGUAAACUGCCUGCUGUAUUUUUGGAUGUGGGAUCUCCUGACUUAAGCGAGCAAGCUGGAAUAAAGAUGUAGUGUGAGCUAGUGGAAGGAGGGGUACAGAACAAGGAGAGUGCUGUGCUGAGGAGAGGGCUGGACGUCCUAGCUCAACGGACGGACCAGACGGACGGAGAUCUGGGGGGAGUCCUGAGGGGGAGACAAAGACGGAGGGUCCACUGGAUCAGGAAGAUGCCCUCUCGCUGCAGGAAUGCGCUGAACAUCGUGGUCACCACCCUUUUUGCUGCGGUGGUCCUCUUCACAAUCCUGCUGGCCUACGUCACAGGCUACCAGUUCAUCCACACUGAGCAGCACCACCUCUCCUUUGGCCUCUAUGGUGCCUUCCUCUCCCUCCAUCUCUUCCUCCAGAGCCUUUUCGCCUUCCUGGAGCAUCGGCGAAUGAGGAGCCCCGCCCGGCCACAGCACCUCCGUCGCUCCGUGGCUCUCUGCAUCGCCGCCUACCAGGAGGACCCGGACUACCUGAGGAAGUGUCUGCGCAGUGUCCGCCGAAUCUCCUUCCCUGGCCUGAAGGUGGUGCUAGUAGUGGACGGGAACCGGCCCGAGGACCGCUACAUGAUUGACAUUUUCCAGGAGGUGAUGGGCGGGGCUGACCAGGCUGGCAGCAUGGUGUGGAAGGGUAACUACCACAGUGAUGGGAGUGGAGGAGGAGGAGUCAGAGGCGGAGGGAGGAGCACAGUGCACAUGGAGGAGGCAGCACGAGUGGCUCGGCUGGUCAGAGGCUGCCGCUACUCCUGUAUCAUGCAGGAGUGGGGAGGGAAAAGAGAGGUGAUGUACACUGCCUUUAAAGCACUGGGGGACAGUGUGGAUUAUGUGCAGGUGUGUGACUCAGAUACAGUUCUAGACCCAGCGUGUACCAUUGAAAUGCUGAAGAUCCUUGAGGAAGAUCCGAUGGUGGGAGGGGUCGGUGGAGACGUGCAGAUCCUUAACAAGUACGACUCGUGGAUCUCCUUCCUCAGUAGUGUUCGCUACUGGAUGGCCUUCAACAUUGAGCGGGCCUGUCAGUCCUACUUCGGAUGUGUCCAGUGUAUCAGCGGCCCUCUGGGGAUGUAUAAGAACUCUUUGCUCCAGCGCUUCCUGGAGCCCUGGUACCACCAGACCUUCCUAGGCUCCAAGUGCAGCUUCGGUGAUGACCGCCACCUCACCAAUCGGGUGCUCAGCUAUGGCUACAAGACAAAAUUCACGGCGCGAUCGCAGUGCCAGACUGAGACACCAACCGAGUAUUUGCGUUGGCUCAACCAGCAGACUCGAUGGAGCAAGUCUUACUUCCGUGAGUGGCUCUACAAUGCACUGUGGUUCCACAAGCACAGCCUUUGGAUGACCUAUGAGUCCGUGGUCACUGGCUUCUUUCCGUUCUUCUUGGUUGCCACAGUCAUCCAUCUCUUCUACCGUGGAAGGCUGUGGAACAUCCUGCUCUUCUUAUUGACAGUCCAACUGGUUGGGAUGGUGAAGGCCACCUACGCCUGUUUUCUGCGUGGCAGCCUGGUCAUGAUCUUCAUGUCCCUCUACUCUCUGCUCUAUAUGACCAGCUUGCUACCUGCCAAAAUAUUUGCCCUACUCACCAUCAACAAGGCUGGAUGGGGCACCUCAGGCCGCAGGAAAAUUGUGGUCAACUUAAUUGGUGCUGUGCCUGUCACAGUGUGGGCUUUGGUGCUGCUGGGAGGUGUGGUGUAUACAAUCUACUGUGAAACACAGGAGCCAUUUAGUGAGACAGAGAAAGCAUUGUUGAUAGCAGGGAUGAUACUCUACGCCUGCUACUGGGUCAUUCUGCUGGUGCUCUACCUGGCAAUCGUAGCCAAACGGUGUAACAAGAGGGAAGAGCAGUAUCACCUGCCAUAUGCGGAGGCAUAGACCUGCCACCAGAGACUCGUAGGACAUUCACAUGGACUUUCACUGCAGUAUGACUUUAGCAAUGUCUCUGAACCUGUGAACUGCUCAAGUGAUGAGCUGUGAACCACAAACACACUCACAUCUUCAUCAUUGGUGCUAAGGUGUGGAUCUGUAAUCUGAGCGGCAGGAAUCAAAUCCAUUUGGGGGAGACUCAGAGAUGACUGGAUUCUCAGAGCUUUCCCAAUUAUAUCAUGCUUAAUGGUGCUUCAUAUUGAAAAACCAAACCAAAUGGAACCGAUCCAGUUUAUAAAGUGUUCAUACUCUUGUAAUAGUGACAUGCUCAGAAGAACAUUAAGUAGUUUAUGGGCACAGGCUAUGUGUGACAAAGGGGUGCGGCAUGGUGCUUUAAAUCAAUCUAAAGCAGAAAGAGGGACACAAUCAGACUAAAAGACCUGAAGGUCUUAAUAAACGGUUGGUCAGUUUUGGUGUCCAUUUUGAAAAAGAUGAGAUGAGAUAAAAUGUGAUAGAACUGAGCUUUUAUAAAGAACAAAAAAUAAAAUAGCAAGGCAACUCUUACUAGUCUAAGCAUCUCUAUUUUAGAUAAGUAGAGGGAAGCUCGCAUGGAUUCAGAGAUUGGAGUGUAUCUGUAAGGUGUUCAGAGCACAUUUUAGAUGUGGUACAAUCGCCUACAGAGUCAACUGAAAGAACUGACCAGGCAUGAAUAGAUGCAAAUUUGAUCUAGGCUUGAAAAUGUGUUGACUUGAGCAUAAAAAUGUGCGUUGAUCUCAAAGUAUUUAUGAAUCAACUUGAUAUAAUACUGGCAUGGGAGAAAAAGGGAGAAAGACUGAAAGAAAAAAAACCUGAAAGAACUUGGUGAGUUAAGUGAGAUUAGUCAGAGGUGACACGCAAACUCAUGCAGCCAUUCCACACACACUGUUCCUAGACAGUUCCAGCUGACGUCCGUACAGAUGAGACAACUGUGUGCAACAAAAAUGGACUGUUUUUGCAGUUUAAGCAGCAAAAUUCAUGUAAUAAUUUGGUUUGUGUUGUGUCUCAACACACCAUGAUGCAAAGGUUAGGAUAAGUCUUAGUACGUCUGUACAAUACCCACAUGCCAUAUAUACUUUCUAAGAAUUAUUCUACUGUAAUCAUUCCACUCCAUAUUAGCCGUGAAGUGAUAUCUUUUUAAAGAAGUAUCUUUUUAAACCCUAUACUCAGCAGCAAAGGUAAUGCAUUUCAUUACUUGUUACAUCCUUUUCCCAGCGAAAAAACACCAUAUUUUUUUGCUGAAGCUCCUCUUUUUACCCGUUUUAGCUACCGAGUGAGGCAUCUCACUUCUGUUCAAUCUUUGAGUGGUAAAGCGGUGGUCAGGAAUGAGGAUGGGCUCCACACCCUGACCCCAAUAAAUGUCCCAACUCAAAAAUAGAAAAAGGAACAUACAGGCAGGGGGCAGUGUCUCUGCGGAUCGAUUAAGAGGCAUUACUUUUGUAUUAGUCUAUGCAUAGUUUUUGAGGAAAAUGCUACAUAUUAUACCAUUAAGCGUAUGCUCUACUUGACAUAUUUACACUGCUUUACCUUGCUGUCAGAUAGCCCUUUCCUCAAAUUUCAACAGACGUUCCCCCUCUCUCUCUUUUGGCCACUCAGUCUCCCUCUGCAAAAGUUCUUCUUCUGUAUACAUAAAGGUAUCCUCUAGCAUGUUGUUGUUGCUGUCAUAAUGACUGUUUUUCUUUUCUUUUCUUUUUUUAAAGAUUAAUUCUUCAGGCAUUUUAGGACUUUAUUUUCACAGGACAGAUGAAAGGGGGGAGAGAGAGGGGGAAUGACAUGCAACAAAGGCCUGCAGGUCUGAGUCAAAACCGCAACCGAGGAGUAAACCUCUACACAUGUGCGCAUGCUCUACCAACUGAGCCAAUCCGGCCACUCGUUUUAGUUUUCUUGUAUUUGUUAAUUCUAUGAACCGCUGAAAGUCUGACCCAAAACAGCUGAUCUGCAGUUUAAUAAAGUGUGCGGCACAGUUUGCUCAUGUAGGCAUACACUGACUAUCAAUAAGUACCUCAUAUUCUUUUAACUGUCAUCACAUCAGCAGUGAACAGCACAUCAUCUGCUCCAGCUGUGUUUUGUGGAGCAGAUAGGAUUUACCAGAACAGACGAUCUAAUGUUUCUGAACAGAUGACACCGAGUUCUUUUGCUAUUUUGGUGCAGUGUCAAAAUGAGCAACAUGUUGUUGUACAUUGUGGUUGAAUUCUCAGUACACAGUCACCAGUGGGUUGUAGUUUCAUUCAGUGAUUCAGAGAUUUUUUUUUGUACAGUCACUUUUUAUAUGUUGUAAAGGUGCCAAAUGAUGUAACAGUAAAGUUUUACCACGGGACACUAUUCUCUUUUUGUUUCCUUUUACACUAGAUGUAGCCUUGGUUUAUUCAUUCCAUCAGCAAUGUAAAGACUGAAAACCUAAGACAUUUCUUCUGAAGUGAGACUUGAGAGCUUUGCUUUGACUGUAUUUUUUCUUCUCAUUUAUACAUUUUUCAAGAUUUCAGAUCGCCAUCAACAUAUCUGAACCUACACUGACAGAUGCCUUUUUGCUUUUGGGCAGUGGACAUUUCAUCUUUGGGCC
Etheostoma spectabile (orangethroat darter) is the source of this 4994-nucleotide messenger RNA. RefSeq names its product hyaluronan synthase 3 (gene has3). Bases 731 to 2407 code for a protein of 558 amino acids. Gene Ontology annotation, biological process: hyaluronan biosynthetic process; polysaccharide biosynthetic process; extracellular matrix assembly. Gene Ontology annotation, molecular function: hyaluronan synthase activity. The record is from RefSeq and is a predicted model, not a curated record. Lineage: Eukaryota; Metazoa; Chordata; Actinopteri; Perciformes; Percidae. Gene Ontology annotation, cellular component: plasma membrane. The transcript has 5 exons.